AUGGCUUCCUCAUCCUUCAGCAUCCGUAUCCCCUGCUCCUCAGCAAACAUUGGCCCUGGCUUCGACGUCAUCGGCCUCGCCCUAACCCUCUACCUCGAAGUCCACGUCACAAUCGAUUCUUCGCCGUCUUCGCUGGAAAAAAAGCACCCAUUGAACUGCGUCAUCACAUAUGAGAAUCUGAGUGGGAGUAAAGAACAGAUCAGUCUUGAUCCCGAAGUCAAUCUUAUCACUCGUGUGGCUUUGUAUGUGCUUCGGUGUCAUGAUCAGCGGGCAUUCCCGGCCAAUACCCAUGUACACAUCAAGAAUCCUAUCCCAUUGGGGAGAGGGCUUGGAACGUCUGGAACGGCGGUGGUUGCUGGUGUAGUGUUGGGUAAUGAAAUUGGAAAAUUGGGAUUGACCAAAGCGCGUCUUCUCGAUUACUGUUUAAUGAUCGAACGACACCCCGACAACGUCGCCGCAUCCCUCUUCGGCGGCUUCGUAGGCACAUACCUCAGCGACCUCAAACCAGAAGACAUGGCUCGCAUCGAAAUCCCCCUCAGCGAAGUCCUCCCUGAACCAGCCGGCGGCAUCGACACAGGCAAACAACCGCCCAACCCCCCCGUCGGAAUAGGCCACUGCACAAAAUUCCCCUGGGCAAAAGAAAUCAAAGCCAUAGCCAUAAUCCCGGACUUUGUCGUUCCCACCGCAAAUGCGCGCGAUGUUUUACCGAAACAAUAUACUCGCGCUGAUGUCGUCUUUAACCUUCAACGGGUUGCGCUUCUGCCGAUUGCGUUGGGAGCUUCGCCUCCAGAUCCGGAUAUGAUCUAUUUGGCUAUGCAGGAUAGAGUGCAUCAACCAUAUAGACAGACUCUUAUCCCUGGUUUACUGGAGAUUUUGCAAUCAAUGACCCCGACUACACAACCGGGUCUGUUGGGUAUUUGUCUCUCGGGCGCGGGUCCUACGAUUCUUGCGCUUGCUACUGAGAAUUUCGAGGAGAUUGCUGAGAAGAUUACGAGUCGGUUUGCGGAGAGGGGGAUUGAGUGUCAGUGGAAAUUGUUGGAAUUGGCGCAGGAGGGGACGAUUGUUGAGCAUCAUUAG
Molecule: messenger RNA, 1077 nt
Organism: Talaromyces stipitatus ATCC 10500
Lineage: Eukaryota; Fungi; Ascomycota; Eurotiomycetes; Eurotiales; Trichocomaceae
Product: homoserine kinase
Exons: 2
Coding region: 1-1077 (358 amino acids)
Biological process (GO): L-threonine metabolic process
Molecular function (GO): ATP binding; homoserine kinase activity
Source: RefSeq, a predicted model, not a curated record